UCGCAUGUCAAGAGAUGAGAAUAGGAAAAAAUAUGAGUCACUUCAAAUCAAGAGUGUUCUAUACGUAAGUCUCUUAGCCAUGCGUACCACGGUACCUAUCGUCAGGCUCCUAUUGAAAAUAUCUCUUAUUGGGCCACACACAAAUAGAGAUAUCCUCAUAACUCCUGCCGGCGACGACCGCACACUAUGGCAGCUGCGUCAUGAUUCACACACGUACUUAUAUGAGACUCUUCCUUGUGUAUGCUUUCACCAUCAGCUCGUUAACACAGAUUAUAAUCGUCUGAAACGAAGAAAUACCGAAGCAACAUCGAUCGCAUCACUCAACCUCAGCAUGCAGAACUUCACUCUUGCUUACCGCUGCAUAGGAAAGGGUUUUUGCGGCAGUGUAUGGUCCACUAGCAGCCAGAACAAGGACGAAGAACAAACCGCUAUCAAGCGCGAAGAUGGUGGACCAGGACGAUCCCUUAGAAACGAUUAUACAAUACACAAACUCAUACUAGAAGCCGAAUUGCGCCAUCCUCUCUCGUCACUUCCCUCCAUCCCACGAUGCCACGCGCUAAUCGAACCCUCUGACACACAGUGGUCGGAGCCACAACUACCUAGAUUCCCAAAAGACUACACAGCCUGCAGAGCCCUCAUCUCCGAACGCAUCCCAGCAGUCCCGCGAUCCAUCAGUGACAAAGUCGUCGAUCUCUUCUGUGAAUCCAACGCCGAGCUCUCACACUUUGUGAAGAACAACCCCGACGACGACUGCUGUCUUAUCCGACCGUAUCUAGGCCGAAGACGCCGCUAUCGCCAGGGAAGUAGUGAGAAUUCUUCGCGCUUCCACAGGUUCAGCCUAAGAAAUGUACCCUUCCACAUCAAUCAGAUGGAGGAACUUGGUCUGGACAUCGCAUCCUACGCAGGAACCAUGGCAGACGCGCUCGCGCUCAUGCAUUGGGGUGCGCGAAUCGACGCAAACGAUGUUGAGUUCGUACUUGCGCCCCCGAGAGAAAGUGAGUCUUCGUCUUCGUCCUCGUUUUCUUUGGACUAUCUGGGCAAUCACCGCGUGUGGAUGCUGGACUUUGACUGCUGUCGUCCGCUCUCGAUGGACGGCGCGGGAAUCGAGCAAGCUUGUGCGGCGUUCUUUAGGAAUGAUCCUUAUUACCCGCGGCCUGGAACGGGAGAAGAGGUGGACGAGAAGCUUUGGCAAGUUUUCAAGAAACGGUUUUUGAGGUCUAGUCACGCUAUUUUGGAAGAGCUAGCGGAAGUUCGAUUGUUCGAACUACCGGAGAUGUUAUUGAAGAGGCUGGAGGAAGAGGGACGCUUGAGACAGAGUUUGAAGGACGCCUUGUGAAUUUUCAUCCGUCUUCAGCCAGCUCUCAACCUCUCUUCUUCUACCAGAUUAAGAUCUAGGAUUUUCACACGGAUAACAUCGCCUAUGAUGGUAAAGACCCCGGAGAACAAAUUGGUCCCAAGCCAACGGACAAAUACGAAUGGUUUCAGUGAUAUCAGGUACUACAAGCAAGUAACUUACACUCGAUUCCCAGAGGAAUUGAGAAGUGGGAUAGUAAACCCGAGAAUAUCAUCUCCUCGGGAUCAAUCAUCAAUCUCUAGUCUUCAGCUAGUCAU
Molecule: messenger RNA, 1611 nt
Organism: Periconia digitata
Lineage: Eukaryota; Fungi; Ascomycota; Dothideomycetes; Pleosporales; Periconiaceae
Source: the annotation of a GenBank genome assembly